CUGUUCUUUUUGAGGAUACAGACUAACACGGCUGCUACCCUGAUUCCUGUCAUUAUAAAUGUAGAUGACAGAGGCACUAGUGUUGAUGUAAGACAGACUUCUGGGAGGUAUUUGCAUCGGUACUGCAUGACAUGUUGAGUAAAACCUAGAACGAUGUAAAAUGAACCUGACGCACAUGAGAGGGACCAAAAGCUGGCUAAAUGAUGGGUCUGAAAAUGUAACUAUAAAAUCAUCAUCAAGUGGGUGUAUUUCUAGCGGGUUUCCACCACAGGGAUCGGUUCAUGGCCCCCCACUAUUUAACAUUUUUAUCGAUGGCCUGGAAGAAAACAGAAAAUCGUCAUUGAUAAAGUUUGCAGACAACACACAACACACCCCUGGCUAAAUGUGAAUGUAUAGAAACAAAGAAUGUAGAUGAUGCUUACAACUUUACCCUGGGAAGCAAUGCCUCUGAAGACGUGGGGGUCAUGGCAGAUAAUCAGCUGACCAUGAGCUCCCCAUGUGAUGCGGUGGCGAAAGGGAUCAGACAUCAUUUAGUUGGGGUUGGUCCUGCUUUGAGCAGGGCGUUGGAGUAGAUGACCUCCUGAGGUCUCUUCCCACCCUAAUCGUCUAUGAUUAUGUGCAUAAGCGGAUGCAUACGCAGCGGUAUCUUGAGUAGGAGUAGAGUGAUUAUUUUACUUCUAUAUUUGGCACUGGUGUGACCACUGCCGGAGCACUGUGUGUUCCAUUCUUGUGUCCACAAUUCAAGGAUGUUGAUACAUUGGAGAGAGGGUUCAGAAAAGAGCCACAAGAAUGAUUAAAGGAUUAGAAAACAGGCUUUAUGGUGAUAGUUUCAAGGAGCUCGGUCUAUUUAGUCUAACAAAGAGAAGGUUAAGGGGGUGACUUGAUUACAAUCGUUAAGCACCUGCAGGGGGAACAAAUAUUUGAUAAUGGGUUUUUCAAUGGAGCGGACAAAUAUAUAAGACAAUCCCAUGACUGCAAAUUGAAGCUAGACCAAUUCAGACUGGAAAUAAGACGUCCGUUUUUACAGGGAGGGUAAUUGACUGGAAGAUUUUACCAAGGGUCGUGGUGGAUUCUCCAUCACUGGCAAUUUUAAAAUCGAUGGGAUGUUUUUGUCUAAAAGAUCCGCUCUAGGAAUUAUUUUAGGAAAGUUCUUUGGCCUGUGUUAAGCGGGAGUUCACAACAGAUGAUCCCAACGGCCUCUUUUGGCCUUGGAAUCUAUGAAUUGUGCUGGGUGGUGCACAGAUCCUGACUAAGAUCUGGGCCCUCAUUGUGCACAGACCCAGUCUGAGAUCAAGCCCCAUUGUACCAGACACCACACAGACCCCAACCAAGAUCAGGGUCCCGCAUUGUGGCGGGGGCUGCAUAGACCCUGACCGAGAUCAGGGCCCCCAUUCCACUAAGGAGCUGCACAGACCCACAGCGAAAGACAGUCCCUGCUCUGAAGAGCUCAUAGUCUAAAUAGACAAAGGCAGGAUUAUUAUCCCCAUUUUACAGAUGGGGAAACUGAGGCCCAGAGAGAUGCAGUGACUCUCCCAGACAGUCUGUAGCAGAGUUCGGAAUUGAACCCAGCUUUUCUGAGUCACAGCCCAGCGUCUGAGCCGCAAGCCUGGCCAUUUAGAUGAGCCCGAGGAAGUGGAACAACAACCACAGGUGCCGGGGACGGGCGUGAGAACGAGGAGGAGCCGGAACCCCCCCAAAUGUCCCUCUUGCCACCCGAGCUGGGGGAGCCGCUGACCAUCUGCAGCCAGUGCGGGAAGAGCUACCGCCUGAGCACCCAGUUCCUGCGGCACCAGCAGACCCACGUCCGUGAAAAACCCUUCAAGUGCGACGAGUGCGGGAAGAGCUUCGUGGACAGCUCGGCCCUGCUCACGCACCGGCGUGUCCACACCGGGGAGCGGCCCUACCGCUGUGCCGACUGCGGCCGGAGCUUCAGCCGCAGCUCCAACCUGAUCCGGCACCAGCGCACCCACCGGGGACUGCGGCCCCACCAGUGCCCCGACUGCGGGAAGAGCUUCGCCGAGGCCUCCUGCUUCCUACAGCACCGGCACUCCCACGCAGGCGAGCGCCCCUACCUCUGCCCUGACUGCGGGAAGUGCUUCCGCCACCGCUCCGUCCUCCUGGCCCACCGCCGCACCCACCUCGGGGAGCGGCCCUACACCUGCUCCGAUUGCGGGAAAAGCUUCCACCAGAGCUCCCAGCUCUCCGCCCACUGCCGGGCUCACCUGGGCGUCAGGCCCUUCCAGUGCCCUGACUGUGGGAAGAGCUUCUUGGACAGUUCCUCUCUGAUCAUCCACCAGCGCAUCCACACCGGAGAGAAACCCUACAGGUGCCCCGAGUGCGGGCGUAGCUUCAGCCGCAGCUCCAACCUCCUCCGGCAUCAGCGCCUCCAUGCCAGGGAGCAGCCCUUCAAGUGCCCCCAGUGUGGGCGGAGCUUCCGGGAUGGCUCGGGCCUGGCUCAGCACGAGGGGUCCCACCUGAAAGCUAAGACGUACCAGUGCACCCAGUGUGGGAAGGGUUUCAGCCAGAGCGCCACCCUCAUUAGGCAUCAGAGAAUUCACACCGGGGAGCGGCCCUACACCUGCUCUGAGUGCGGGAAGAGCUUCAGCCAGAGCUCCACCCUCUUCCGACACCGGAGGAUCCACACAGGCGAAAGGCCCUACAAGUGUCCCCAGUGUGGGAAAAGCUUCAUCGAGAGCUCGGCCCUGAUCCAGCAUCAGAGAAGUCACACGUGACAGAGGCUACUAGGGGAGUGCAUCCGUUGGAAGUCAACCAUUGGGCAGUAUCAAAGUGGUGCUGGUAGGAGCAGGUGCCUGGAAUAUCAUGGAUUAAUUGGCGGGAGGAAACAUCAACCAUUGUCCAAUGUCAAUGUGGCAUUGGCAUGACAGCAUGGCUGGAACAUCGUAGAUUAAUUGGCUGGAGGAGAGCAUCAACUAUUGACCAAUAUCACCAUGGUGUUAUUGUGCAUUUGUGUCUGGAAUAUCAGAUUCAUCAGAUGGAUGAGAAUGUCAACAACUGGCCAAUGUCAACAUGGCUUUGGUGUGAGAAGUGUGUCUGAAUUAUAAAUUAAUCAACCGGAGGAGGUCAACCAUUGGCCAAUGUCAACAUGGUUUUGGUGUGAGAAUGUGGCUGGAUUAUCGUAGAUUAAGCAACAUGAGGAAAAGAUCAACCAUUGGCCAAUGUCAACAUGGUUUUGAUGUGAGAAUGUGGCUGAUUAUCAUAGAUAAAUCAACCCAAGGAGAAGAUCAACCAUUGGCCAAUGUCAACAUGGUUUUGGUGUGAGAAUGUGGCUGGACUGUCAGAGAUAAAUUGACUGGAAUUUUCAAAUGACCCUAAUGGUGUCAAGUGACCAGGUUCAAAAUCCCCCCUUGGAAAUCCCAACCAUAGAUGUGGAAGGCCAGAAGGGACCAUUACUAUCACCCAGCCUGUCCUUGUGCCUACCACAAUGAUAUACUGACGUUCAGGAGGUGCGGCAUCUGCUCAGCGGUAAUUGCACUUUCCUGUCUCUGUACGAAUUGUCUUUUCCAAGGUGUGUUUGACAUGGUAUUUAACAAGGUGAAACAGCAUUUCCCAAAACAAGACCUCAUCAUUUCUGCCGUGUAAAUGGACCAAAUGUCAGUGUUUAAAGUGACCUGCAGAGGGCGAGGAGGGGAAAUUAAGGCUGGGUUUGGGCCCCUUUUCUUUAUCUUUUAUGAAAAAAGUCUGGCCGUUGUAUUUUUUUAAAAAUUCUGCUUGGUUUGGGUCUGUCCCACAGUAAAGCCGUGUCUACACACAACAUUUGUAGCUCUUUCACUACACCGGUCUAGUUACAGUACUGUGGGCUCAGUUAUACUGUUAGGAAGGGACCUUUUUGUAUUAUUGCUGUUCAUUUCUAUUUACCAUAGUGCCUAGGAAUCCUUGUUGAGGACCAAAACCCCAAGGUGCGUGGUGCUGUACAAACAUGGAACAAGACGUCAGUCCCUGCCCCAGAAACCGUACAAUCUAAGUCCAAAACAAGAGACCACAGAUGGAUACAGACGGAAUGAUGGUGGAGUACAAGGAAACAAUGGGACACUACUGGUCAGCAUGACUGACUGUGGUCUCAGCACCAGCAGUCUCACCACUGUCAAGUUUUUGGUAGGACUGAUGGCAUAGGAGGGAUUUGAAGGAGGAGGAUGUUUAAGGGGGAACCCCUCCCCGGCGUGAGGGUUCAGCAUGGAAGAAAGCACAAAGGGGCUGGUUCGAAAAUGUUAAUCCAAGCUGGAUUGAAAAAUGGUCAGUGAUGGAGAGUCCACCAUGACCCUUGGAGGAGUUGUUCUUAUGACUCUUGGAGAGUUGUUCUUAUGCUUAAUUAUUAUCCUCCCAAAACUUUGCCCCUUUAUUUCCAGCUUGAAUUUGUCUAGCUGCAACCUCCAGCCAUUAGAUCCUGUUGUGCAAUGUAACUGUAUCAGUAAAAAAAAAUAAAUCACACCCUGAACAACAAA
This is a messenger RNA of Trachemys scripta elegans, 4460 nucleotides long. RefSeq names its product zinc finger protein 572-like. NCBI's taxonomy places the organism in Eukaryota, Metazoa, Chordata, Testudines, Emydidae. The transcript is spliced from 2 exons. The coding region runs from base 1698 to 2732 and encodes 344 amino acids. The record is from RefSeq and is a predicted model, not a curated record.